Molecule: messenger RNA, 1194 nt
Organism: Helobdella robusta
Lineage: Eukaryota; Metazoa; Annelida; Clitellata; Rhynchobdellida; Glossiphoniidae
Exons: 3
Coding region: 1-1194 (397 amino acids)
Source: RefSeq, a predicted model, not a curated record
AUGGCGUCACGAUCGUCAUCGCAAGUCAGAACCAAUCAAAAAUCUCUACCGCCGCCAUGUUGCCGGAAGUCAUUUACUGUCACGUGCUUUCAUCUUGUCACUUCCGGUCAGCUGGUCAUGCUGCUGAUGAUGAUUAUGCUUAGCGGGUAUUGCUAUGGACAAGCCAAUCAAACUGAACUUUGUAGAGGAAAACGCCAUGAUAAUUUUUGGGCUAAAAAGCUGGAGGAUUUUAAACAUAUUAUAUCAAUGAUGACGGAGAUUGGCAAGCAUGACGCCCUUGUCUUAUUGACGCAGGCAGCAUUCAUUCCAAGGCUGUCAUACUUUUUACGUACAUCUCCUGGCCCGUCUCAACAAAAGUCAGAUGAAUUCAACAACGAACUACGCAUGGGUUUUCAGAAGAUAUUUAAUGUGUUUUUUGAUGAUAAAGGUUGGAAGCAGGCUAUAUUGCCGGUAAAUAUGGGUGGACUGGGUUUGGGUGUCGUGGCCGAGUUGGCACCGUCAGCAUUUCGGCGGUGGUGCACGGUUUACGUAGAUAUAAUGGACAUAAAUGUGUGUUCGCAGAAGAAAUGGAAUGAACCAUCUUUGAAUGUUUCAAAAUCGAAACUGGAGGAAUUAAAUGACUCUCCCUCAGAUAAGGCCAGGUUGAUGGCCGUCAGAAGUGAAUUGGGGUCUGCUUGGCUAAGGGCCAUUCCCAGUACAGCUUGUGGUACAAGGCUCGACAAUGGUUCUAUUAGAAAAGCAGAUAUACCCGCCGUUAAGGAACCAGCAGGCCUACUAUCUGAAAGCAACUUCAGGCCAGAUGGUUACACCCUGGUACCGUGGUCCCAAGGCUGUUGUUUAUCAUGGGAUGUGACGUUCCCUCACACGUUAGCCGAAAGGUACAUCAAUUACACGGCUAUGAAGCAAGGUUCCGCCGCGGUGAAGGCUGCUGAUUUCAAAAAUACUAAGUAUAAAGAUUUAAACGACAAUACGAGAGUUUUUGUUCCGAUCUGUGUGGAGACAUUUGGCCCAGUGGAUAAACAGACACAAUUAUUUUUUGAUAACAUUGCUACUAAAAUAGUUGAAAAAUCUGGUGAUCCCAAUGAUAAAAUUUAUAUAAAGCAAAAUAUAUCGUUGUUGUUACAAAAGUUUAAUUCAUUUUGUAUUUUAGAGAACAUUGCUAAGUGCCCUUCUGUGCGAGACCCUGCACACUAA